UCCUGUUUUUUCUGUGCACUUGAGCGUUCACUUCAGAGCUCAUUGCCCUGCUGUGGCCAUUCCUUUGUUUGACUGACUGCACUUGUUUUUUGCGGUAGCCCUUCCAAUGCAGCCUUUCCGUGGCCAAUUGGCCCAGGUGCCCUGCUGCUCUGCAGACUUUUUCUGUGCACUCAUAAUGGGCUGUCUGAGGCAACAGCUUCUCUCACUGAGCCUGCUGGAGGCUUUUCCUCAAGAAUUCUACCUGAUUGAUGUCCUUCCACUUUCCAAGUCAGGAAUUCUUCCAAGGAGUUCCUUUUUUCAGGUUUCUUUUUUCCUGUGUUCCUGACUACUGCCUGGUUACCAUUGGUCUCUAUACUGUAAUAAGGUCAGGUCUGCACUCAGAGCUCAUGAGCACAGUACAGAACUUUCAACCACAAUAAUCAUUGAUAUCUAUAAAAGGAACAUGGGUUUUACCAGGAAAUUCUUAGCUGUUAUUCAAAACAUCAGUAUUCAUCUGGGUAAUACAAGGAAAAUUAUUCUUUUGGGGGCAGCAGGCCUUUUCCUUUUGGUAUCCAUGAUAAUUCUAGGUUGGCAGAUCUACCUUUACUGUAAACACAGAAAAGCGAAGAAAAUUAAAGAAAAAAUUGCUGUGAGUGGGACUGAUCCCAAUAAACAAUAUACGGAAAAAAGCAACUUAUCAACAUGCAGCAACUCCACAGAUUUCCUGGGUUUGUCCGAUGAAGAUGAGUAUUCGGGCACGAAGGAGUAUGAUUAUAGGGUACGUGACUCUCAGGUGUACAAGCUCCAAGAGAGUAUACAAGAGCUAAGCCUUUAUCUUCAAAGGAGUGUUGAUUUUAAACUGAUUCAGUCAAAUGAUGAUCUUGUCGUUGACUCAAAAGUUGAGCUUUCAGGCAAUUUGAAAUUUUCCCUCUUAUAUAAUAAAAAACAGUCAAAAUUACAACUGACAGUUAAAGAAGCUUCUAAUCUUCCUGCUCGACACUUCAAUCAGCACACCAAUUUUUUCAUUCGGAUAAAGCUAUUUACCAGUUUACCUCGAUACCAAUGCAUCCUUCACCAAUGGGACACAAAGAUUGUGAAAAAUACGAGAAGUCCCUCUUUUGGAGACCAAUUUACCUGUUUUAUUGAAAAGACUGCCUACAGGAAGGCUACUUUAAAACUUGAGGUUUGGGAUUUUGACAAAUAUUCUCGGCGUGAUGUUUUAGGAGAGGUGCGCUUGUCAUUUAGUGACUUGGAGUUAUCCAGCACAGCUGAAUUCUGUGAGAAGUUACAGAAGGUCCAAAAGGAGGUCAUUGGGGAAAUUUUUCUAUCGCUUAAGUAUCUUCCAACAGCCCGGAAGUUGGAAGUUGUCCUGCUGAAGGUGAAAACUGGCUGCUCGAGCACCAGUCCAGAUAUAGGUAUUUACACAAGAGUAGAUUUCUACGUCAAUCAACACAGAGUGAAGCACCAGAAAACACCAGCAAAGCUGAAGUCUGAAAUAACUGUGUUUAAUGAAGUUAUGCUUUUCACUGUGGCAGAUUCUGUUAUUAAUCAGUCCAUGAUUAUAACCUCUGUUUAUGAAACGUCGCUCUCCAAGGACAGUACAAGGCAUCUCUUAGGCCGUGCAUAUCUGGGAAGGAAGAAAUCCAAAGAGGAUGAUCACUGGCUCUCUAUGCUGCAAUGCUUACGGCAGCCUGUGUCAAAAUGGCAUCCCCUCUUAAUCUAAGCACGCCCUCUGGGAUCUGCCUUGCCAUCACCCUUAAUUAUCUUUUAAAGACAGCAGAAAUGUGGCACCAGGUGCCUAGAGCACAAAGCACACUCCUUUCAAGCUCACCCAAUUCUAUUUUGGGUUCAUUAUUAUGCCAAAAUAUCAACUGGACUUAGUUGAAAUAUUUAGAAAUCCUCAUGAAUUCAAAAGGAAAUAUUAAGUAUUAAAUGGAAUCAGAAGAUUAAUUCUGAAUCAAAAAAAAAAGCAGCUGGAUGCUAAUAAUUUUACAAACCGGCACUAUGCUUGGGGAUUAGUCUGCACAGUUAACUAAUCUUGGCACAAAGAGAAUCCACCAUUUCUGUUCAAUCGUCACUUUCUUUCUGGAAAUUUUAGAAAUUGCCAAGUGUGCUAGAAAAACACAAAGCUAAGCAGUUGUAGAAAAACUUCCACUGGAAAUGCUGACUGAAAGCUUGACAAUCACUAAUGUGUUAGCAGUAUUUUCACAACUGUUUUCAAUUAGGUUUGAUCAUGACAUCAUAGAACAUAGAACAUAGAACAGUACAGCACAGAACAGGCCCUUCAGCCCACAAUGUUGUGCCGACCAUUGAUCCUCAUGGAUGCACCCUCAAAUUUCUGUGACCAUAUGCAUGUCCAGCAGUCUCUUAAAUGACCCCAAUGACCCCAAUCAUGUUUUGUAUUUUUAAAUUUAUUAAAUCAAAUCACAAGAUCCAAUUUACAGCUUUUACGCCAAAUAGCUAGAUAGAAAAACCUGUGGAUUUCAAAUGUGUAAACACGAUGGCUCAGUGGUUAGCACUGCAGCCUCACAGCACCAGGGACCCAGGUUCGAUUCCAGCCUCAGGUAACUGUCUGGUUGGAGUUUGCACAUUCUCCCCGUGUCUGUGUGGGUUUCCUCCCACAGUCCAAAGAUGUCAGGCUAGGUGGAUUGGCUAUGCUAAAUUGCCUGUAAUGUUCAGGGGUGUGGGGGUAUGGGUCUGGGCAGAAUGCUCCGGGGCGCAGUGUGGACUUGUUGGGCUGAAGGGCCUGUUUCCACACUGUAGGGAAUAUAAUCUAAAAUUUGUGGAGUACAAGUUAGGAUGAAAAUAAAUUAAACACAAUUUCACGUAAAAGUCAGCGAUAAUGGGAACUGCAGAUGCUGGAGAAUCCAAGAUAACAAAGUGUGAAGCUGGAUGAACACAGAAGGCCAAGCAGCAUCUUAUGUAAAAGUCAGCUCUCUUAAAUUAAUGUAAAUACCAGAGAAACAUGCUUACCUCAAGGAUGUUUCUCCAUGGACAUGUUGGCAGUGUUUUUCUUAACUUGGCCAGAUUAUUACUUCUUCUAACUUUCCAGAAUAAAAAUCCAUUAUUUUCACAGUCCAACGAAAUGACUAUUUGCCUCUUUAGUGUACUACAUGAUUUGGCCAUCUGUUUUCUGUAGGCCUUGACUGAUUUUCAUUGACACUUUGACCUGUGGCCCAUAAAGCUCUGCCAUGCAGAUAUCAUACUUACGUGAAACACACAUUAGGGCACCAGAAUGCAUGGUUAGAGGCAGCAAUGGCUUAGAACACAACAUUCAGCAAUGAGGCAGCAUCUGCAGCAGGAGAAAAGAAGUUAACUUUUCACGUCAACGAUCAUUCAAAUCAAAUACUUCCAGAUAAUUGUAAGAAUACAGUACAACCAAACCAACUGUUUAAAACAGUAUUGUUCUUAUUAAUGAUAUUUGAUAUCCUAGCUGAAACAGCAAUACAGAUAACGACCCUGCACUUAUUGAAGCAGGGCAUCUCAUGCUGAGUGCCUCAUUUUUCAGCUCCAAGCAUUUUUCUGUCAUGACUUGCUGCAAAUGCAGGUUGAUAGUGCGAAGGGAAACUUGGUGAACAAUGGCACCGAAAGUGAAAUUCCUUAAUACAAUUAAGAAUACAGAAAAAAGCAGUAAACCUGGAGAAGAAAAUAUGGGGAACUCAACAAAGGUGAAGACGAUCAAUCGCUUA
Stegostoma tigrinum is the source of this 3668-nucleotide messenger RNA. It is a transcript of the gene syt19, whose product is annotated as synaptotagmin XIX. Gene Ontology annotation, molecular function: calcium-dependent phospholipid binding; phosphatidylserine binding; calcium ion binding. The transcript is spliced from 8 exons. Gene Ontology annotation, biological process: calcium-ion regulated exocytosis; vesicle fusion; cellular response to calcium ion. Bases 443 to 1702 code for a protein of 419 amino acids. NCBI's taxonomy places the organism in Eukaryota, Metazoa, Chordata, Chondrichthyes, Orectolobiformes, Stegostomatidae. The record is from RefSeq and is a predicted model, not a curated record. Gene Ontology annotation, cellular component: synapse; axon.